Molecule: messenger RNA, 3223 nt
Organism: Dromaius novaehollandiae (emu)
Lineage: Eukaryota; Metazoa; Chordata; Aves; Casuariiformes; Dromaiidae
Gene: RCSD1
Product: RCSD domain containing 1
Exons: 8
Coding region: 115-1269 (384 amino acids)
Source: RefSeq, a predicted model, not a curated record
AUACCCUCCACAGCAGCGUGAUUUUACUCUGGCUCGCCUGAAGUUUUCCCACAGAUAACAGGGAAAGGGGUGGGGAAGAAAGAUUGCCCCGAGGACACCUCUCUCCUGCAGGACAUGGAGGAUCAAAUUUUAAAAGAGCUCAAAACCCACAGAACAGGCAACAAGGUGAACAGGCCAACAGAGACCAAUUCAGAGGUGGACAAGUCGGCAACACCAUCAGUGGCUCAGCUAGCAGGGAAAUUCAAAGAGCAAGCAGCCAGUAUCACUGGAAAAGAGGUACCACCGCAUAAGCCAACUCGGAGGAAACCACCAUGCUCCCUUCCACUGUAUUCCCACAAGGCCGAGACAAGCCACAACGAUGAGCAAAAGCCGUCUCCAAAUGCUUGCCCUAUGCCCAAGGUCAAGGUGAAAAGCUCCCCCAUGAUUGAAAAGCUGCAGGCCAAUCUGGCUUUUGCUCCAGCUGCCCUGCUACCGGGAGCAUCUCCCAAAAGCCCGGGUCUGAAAGUCAUGGUCUCUCCAUUCAGCACCCCCCCCUCCACUCCUAGCAGCCCCGGCAUUCAGUCCCAAUCCAGUGAACCCAACGAGACACCAGUCAGCUUUGAUCAACCCCCAGAAGGCACUCAGCUGCAAUUCUACAACAAGGUGCGGACACGGGGAUCAAUAAAGCGUAGGCCUCCCUCCAGGAGAUUCAGAAGAUCUCUGUCGGAAUACGGAGACGGGGAAGAUUUAGGGGUCAACACCUCCUCUCCAGAAAAUGGUUCCAAAGAAGAUGGGGAUGAGGUGUUUGGGCCCAAGGGCAAGACGGAGGAGGCAGAAACAGGGAGCAAAGCACUAAAGAAACAGUCAGUGUCUGAUGAGAAGCCUCCAUCAAGGAGAGGAUCUAGCAGAUCAGAAAAUGAAGAAAAAGGGGAAAAACAGGAAGAGGAAAUGACUCCUUGCAAGAAUAAUGCGGGGGAUACAGAGGAGGAGGUGAGUCAUGCCUCAGGGGAGGAGAAUGCUCCCCAGCCUCCCUCUGGAGAUAGGGAAGAGAAGGUAUGCAAGGGUCCGCAGGGAGAAGGGGAGGAAGGUAGCGCCUGUGAACAGGAAAAAGGUGACAAGAAGGAGGAAGCUGAGAAGAAGGAGACCAAUGAGAGCACAGACACACAGGGAACAUCAGACACUGAAGAAACACCAUUGGCACCUGAGAUGCUGCAGGCAGCAGCGGGCUUGGAGACUGCCAGUGAGUCUUCAACAUCACUCACACAGGACCAGGGUACAGAGCCACUGUGAUGCACAGGACAUACCCAGUCAGAACAGAGGAGACAACAAAUGAAUAGGAGCCAUCUAACCUAAUCAACGUGGAAGCUAUUGGAAAACUGUCUGUGGGAGGAGUGGAGCAGAAUACAGAUAUCCUCCGAGGUGCAGAAGCAUCCCAGAGCUGAGUGACCAGUCGCUGGCCCUCUGUUCUGACACCAUCAUCUUCUGUUACAGUCAGAGACUGGCUUAUAAUCUCUUCGGAGUUCAAAAUGGAGAUGCUGGCUGACUUUUCUUAGGGGAUAUUCAGGGACAGAGAAACCUGAUACAUGGUGUCCUGGCUGGGCCCAACAGCCACCACCACCACUUCUGGGCCCUCUGUUCCUCAAUCCUGCUGAGCUCCAAAAUGUCAUUUUCUUCUCUUCUGCGUUGGUCUUAGAUGAAGUUCAUCAGUGUAGGACCCAUAUAUAUAUGUAUGUAUAUAUACAUACAUGCACACACACACAUAUAUACACAUAUAUGUGUGUGUAUAUGUAUGUAUGUGUGUUUAUACAUAUGUAUGGUGCCUUUUCAGUAGCUUCUUUAGAAAAAUUUUGGGUUUUCAAAUUUAACUAAAUAAUGUUUUAACAACAGGAAAAAAGUAUGUUUUCUCCAUGCAUGUUGUAUGGCAUACAACGUGAAUCCUAAAUAUGGAGAAAAUUCUUUGAGAAUUGAUUAUAAAGCAUAAAAUCGCUUUGGAGUGGGGGUUGAGCUGGAUGAUCUGCAUAUGAAACACCCAGCCGUUCUGUGUGCUUCAACUUUGGGGUGUUUUUAGUACUGGUGGAAAGUAACAACCAACAGAUUUGAUCCACAGAAAAGAUGUGCUGUUUGGGCCAAUAGGGUAAGUUUUCUUCACCCAGCCCUGGCUCUAGUUCUGAUUUAGAAGGGCCACUUGUCCAUCAGUCUUUCUCACUUCCAGACCCUAUCCAAUCUUUUGAUUCUCUUCUGAAACAUGGGGCCAGUUAGUGCCAUUUGUGAUAGAAGGCAUCCUGGCUUACUCAUUAAUUUUAUGCAGGUCAAUGAAGAGGUCUUAGAUGGCCGAGUUUCAAGUCAUACGGCUUGACUGAAUAUGAAUUGGUAAAGUACAGAUAGCCGGUCCCUCCUAAUUACUUAGGAUUGGCAUUGUACUUGAUUUGCCCCCUCUCUUGGAUUAGUAGUUAAUUCAUGGGACUAGCAGCGGCUGAGCCAAAAAGCUUUUACAUCUACAGAGUAUUUGUGCUUAUAUGAAGUAAGUUAUGUAGGGGAGGAUAAACAACAGACAACAGACUCUUAUCUGACCGCUUUCCUGACAGCAGUAUUUGAGGCUGUAUCUGUAAUACUGAAUAAAAAGCAGCUCUGGCUCAAGGCCAAGGGGCCAGACUGCUUAGGUGUAGCCCUCUCUACAGCAUAUAUAUUGCCUUGGAGACAGCUAACCAGAAUUGUCAAAAACUAAGCCAAGGAGUCAACUAACAGUUAAGUGGUGUGGAUGGUUAAUGGCCAAUGCUUACACCUGCUGCCAGCCACCCGUUAUUUAGCAAUAUAGAUGCAGCUACAGAGACCAAAGACAGAACCUGCCAACUCCUCAUCAUCUUUCACAAAACUUCUCCUAGCAAACAUUAAGCUAAGCGAUGUAGGAAGUCUGUGUUGUCCCUGUCCUGUAGACAGGCAUGGGCACCUUACAGAAUACAGCCCACAUCCAUCCUUGACUGGGCUCUGAAACAUAGCAGUAUUACAAAGCAUCACCCAUGGUUUUGAGGGAUGUCCCCUUUCUGUUCACCAGCACUAAAAUCACAAGGAAAGAAACGGUUCUAUGCCCUGCCUUUCUUCUUUCCAGGUGAGAGCACUAAGGUGUCAUUUGUUGAGAGCCAGCAGUGUUGCCCCUUAUCCGUAGAACAGGCUUGUUGGCAAACAUGACCCCCACAUCCUUUUGAGCCAUUUGUGGAGUAUUGUUGCCUUUGAAUCUAUUUUGAUC